Lobosporangium transversale is the source of this 2276-nucleotide messenger RNA. Its product is annotated as LIM-domain binding protein-domain-containing protein. Gene Ontology annotation, cellular component: nucleus; transcription regulator complex. The record is from RefSeq and is a predicted model, not a curated record. Gene Ontology annotation, biological process: positive regulation of transcription by RNA polymerase II; negative regulation of transcription by RNA polymerase II. NCBI's taxonomy places the organism in Eukaryota, Fungi, Mortierellomycota, Mortierellomycetes, Mortierellales, Mortierellaceae. The transcript is spliced from 7 exons. Bases 33 to 2237 code for a protein of 734 amino acids.
CUGAGUCGCUGAAAACUUUGUUAUUCGCAAUAAUGUUUGGAGCCAGUCAUUUCAACACCAAUACCAAAAACAACAACAAUAACAACAACAACAACGCAGGUAGUGGUAGCAACAGUAGCAAUAUCAAUACCAACAUAGGCAUUGGCACCUCACUUCCGAAUGUUUUGUCAAAUUCCACUCCUUUGAAUACAAUCAAUACCCCAGAUGGAAGUAUUUCAUCGUUAACUAACACAGUUCACAUUCGGCCAUCCACGACAAUGAUGUCUAACAACAAUUUAAACGGACAGAUGCAGUCCUUGCAACAAGCACAGGCACAACCAAAUCAUACUCAUGUUCAACAACAGCCCCAUCCUCCAGUUCAGGUUCAACAUAUGCACCUGCAUUACUUACAUCAACAACAAAUAUUACUACGGCAGCAACAGGCACAGCAGCAGGCACAACAACAGCAACUGUUAUUGCAACAGCGCCAACAACAACAGCAGCAGCAACAACAACAGCAACAACAACAGCAACAACAACAGCAGCAACAACAGCAGCAACAACAGCAGCAACAACAGCAGCAACAGAUACAGCAGCAACAGCAAAUACAUCAGUUACAGCUACAGCUACAGCAGCAACAGCAACAGCACCAAAAACAGCAACUGCAGCAGUACCAGCAGCAGGCACUCUUACAUGCAGGACAUCAAGGGUUGCAGGCACAGUCUAUGCCUGCUUCAACGCCGCUAGGUUUCCAUUAUCAAGCACCUUUUCAGGGAUCUAACAUGGGCCCACCAGGACAUCUAAACACCAUACAGCUACAGCAGCAAAAACAAAUGCAUUUGCAACAUCAACAGGCACGGCUACCGCAACAGAUUAUCCAUCCAAAUCAAUUGCAUCAAGCGCAACAUCAACAGCAAUUACAGCUUCAGCUUCAGCAUCAGCAACAACAACAGCAACAACAACAGCAACGACAACAACAGGCCCUCGAACAGAUGCAACAGCAACAGCAACAGCAACAGCAACGUCAAGAAAUUAAGUCUCCACAACAACCUCAGCUUCAGCAUCAAUUGCAACCGGAGCAAAUAGCACCAAAGCAAGAAUUGCAAAGGCAUGAGCAUUCGCAGAAAGGGCCACAGGACCUAGAGCACGAAACAAAUGAACAGCAGAAGCAGCAACAGUCGAAUCAGUCCCGACAUCCUCAGAAUGAAGAGGGCCGACAACAACAACAACAACAACAACAACAACAGCAGCAGCAGCUUCAACGGAUAGUUCAGCAACUCCCUCAACAACAACAAGAAGGACAAGACCAGCCUACGUCAUUUAUGACCCACCAUCAAUCACAACCUCAACAUCAACUGCAGCAAUCGCCGAUGCAGUGGCAAGGAGUCCCAUUCGGGCAUACAAGCACACUGCUUUCUCAUCCUCCCGAAGAAGAACAAGAGCCGAAAGCUACUCUGUUACUACUGCAGUAUUGUCAGCAACUGAUUCCCCAUGAUGAGAACCAGACGAUUCAGUACUGGCAAGCUUUUGUCAACAAGUUCUAUUCUGCUGAUGGUAGCCAAAAGUAUACUCUUUUCAACCCCUCCAGUAAAGAAACCAAAGUGUUUGCACUAUUAGCAGAGUAUUACUCUGUGAAUUAUCAAGCAGGUGUCCGGGAAAUGAGAAUUACUUUAGACGGUGCUCUCGAGUCAGUAUCAAAAAUACCAUUAGUUAUGAAAUGUCCUAGAGUAUCCUUAAUAUCAGACUACGUUAACGGGACAAAGGUCGUGAUGGCUGCCGAUCUGAAGGUCGUGUUCACACCAGAAUUCAAAUUCGAGAGAAUGGAAAUCACGGUAUCAGGCUUCCAGGAAUUAGUUCCUCGUCCAAAGGAUGAAUUACCACCCAGUCCAAGUCUUGAUGCAAAAACGGAAAUCAAGAAGAAGUCCAAUGCUAAACGCUCGCAGACUGCUCUGAGAAACGUACAUUACACUAUUCCGGACAGCAUCGUAAAUGAGUUUGGGGUUGCGAGUAAAACCAUGGGAAAGCUUGAGAUACUCACCAUGCGAUCUAGAAUGCCCAAGUUGAUGCAACAGUCAGGUAUACGGAUGACAACAGGUAGAGGACCCUACACAGUUAAAGCUACAAGCAACGCAGGACAGUCAACCCUCCGUGAAAUUGGAAGACAACACUUCUCAAUCUAUAUCAAGCCAUAUGGUCAUGGAAGGAGCCUCAAAUCAAAUACUGAAUGUCAAUGGUCAUGGAAACACAUUACAACAUGAUACAUCAAUACCCUCAACAGGAAUAAAACGCAGGUUAUC